AUGUCUGGUGCUGAUCCUACUUGUUACAGUAUUGACUCGUGUUCUGCCAAUAACAACAACACUAGUAGUAAGAUGUACAAAGGGGUGAGAAAGAGAAAAUGGGGCAAAUGGGUAUCUGAAAUUAGGCUUCCCAAUAGCCGUGAGCGCAUAUGGUUGGGCUCUUAUGAUACCCAAGAGAAAGCUGCUAGGGCCUUUGAUGCAGCCCUUUAUUGCCUACGUGGCAAAAGUGCAAGUUUCAAUUUCCCUGACACCCCUCUUAACUUGGACAUCAAUGUGCCUCACCAAUCUCUUUCCCCGCAGGAAAUUCAAGAGGUAGCGGCUAAGUUUGCCAACAACCACCCACCUUUGGAGAGUGCUCAAGAGGAACCAUUGUUAGAGUCACAAAGUGGUGGUGAUCAUUCAUUUGGGUUGUUUGAAUCCAAUAAAUCUAAGUCCAACCCCGAGAGUAGUUCUUUGUCAAUCCCUAUGUAUGAUUGUGAUUAUGGGACCAUGCAAGUGGACCAUGGGGACUUAGAGGCCACGGAUUGGACAUUUUUUAACAUGUUGGAUGACUUGAAUGGCUCCGAUUUUCGCCUCUAUUUUGGGCCAGACAAGAUGCCCUCGGGUGAUUUACUGUAUUCCACUCAACCACCACUACUUUUUGAGGAUAAUAAUGGGGAUGAGAUUGAAGGUGGUGAUACUUUCUCUAACCAUUCCUACCUUUGGAGUUGGAACUUUUAA
This is a messenger RNA of Abrus precatorius (Indian licorice), 720 nucleotides long. RefSeq names its product ethylene-responsive transcription factor ERF018-like. The transcript has a single exon. The coding region runs from base 1 to 720 and encodes 239 amino acids. Gene Ontology annotation, biological process: regulation of DNA-templated transcription. Gene Ontology annotation, molecular function: DNA-binding transcription factor activity; DNA binding. The record is from RefSeq and is a predicted model, not a curated record. Lineage: Eukaryota; Viridiplantae; Streptophyta; Magnoliopsida; Fabales; Fabaceae.